Cylicocyclus nassatus is the source of this 993-nucleotide messenger RNA. NCBI's taxonomy places the organism in Eukaryota, Metazoa, Nematoda, Chromadorea, Rhabditida, Strongylidae. The record is from the annotation of a GenBank genome assembly.
AAUGGCCGGCUGUCCGAGUUUGAUAGUAACAUAGUAUUCGAAAGAAUCAAGUCACUUGCUUCAAAGAAUAUAUGCUUAAUGAUUGGUGACGAGACUGGUCCUGCAUGCAUCAUUCCUUUGUUACCGAAAGAUGUGCUAAAAGAGCAAACGUAUACAUAUUCUGGAAACUCAUACUCGAUUGCGUUAGUGGAAUCAAAAACUGUUGGACCGCGAACUACUGCUUACAAGUAUUCGAUUACAUAUACAGCAAGUGGCGUAUCAAAGGAAGAAAAAGACAAAAACAACAAAAACAUUGACAGCAAUACCGAAAAAAUUGUUCCGGUGUACUACUACCGCUGGGACAAGAGAAUUAUGCCCGAUGCUUUUGAGGAACUUCUACAGUUAGCUAGACUUUGUGAACCCGCAAAAUCAAUCUGUAUGAGUAAUCGCAGAAAAGAGGUUUUCUCGUUGAUAUACAUGUUUUACACAUAUAUCUACGUUCUCAAGCAACCUAUCAAACUAAUGGAUGCCUUUCGAAUCCACACCGCAAAAUGCAAUGGAUCGAUAUUAGAUAGGAGCGAAAUGUUGUUCGUGAUGGCAAUUAUUAUGGAGUGGGCCUACCAAAGUCGUGCGAUUUCGAAAGAUCUAACAAAGGAACACACUGUGUGGGGUCGCUCAUAUGCUUUGAUGCGUCUUUUUGCAAAGGACAAAAAGAACAUAAAAUCUAUACACCCUGACCACUUAUCGAACCUUGGCUUAGUAACUAAAGAAAAUUUCUCAUCCAUGUUUGAAACAGUGCCUCGAUUUUCAUCAAGAAAGCCUUCUGCUAUGAAAGAUAAAUAUCGCAGAGCAGCUGGAAAAGAACGGGUUCCACGAAAGGCCGACAAUCUCUCUGCCGAGAGCCAAGACUUCACUAAACCUCAUAGCGGACGCUCUCCCACUGGAAAAACGGCUGUUGAGAUGAAAGCUUCGGCGGUGCAAGGAUGGACGUCGACGAUUAGCGCUAACGCUUGA